AGUUCACCUGUGUUUUCGUUUGCUGUAAAUUUUGCACAGGUCAACUAAAAGUCAUUACCAUUUUGAAGAAAACAAAAGGGAAUCACCUCGUAUUUUUCUCUGCAUCUGUGUUCUCGCUCGGUGUCGCCGCCUCCUCGAUGCGACAAGGAUGGAGAGGGUUCUCUACGUGUUAGAAUUAGAUUUUGAGUUAUAUUUUUCUCCCAAUUAAUAUGACGCAUUUGGGUUUCAUCCGGAUCUCAGCAAUAAUCUUCGAUCUUCUCCGCCCAGAGGGACGUAUGGUGGGGUUAUUCCCUAGGUCAAAAACCUGGGAAGCAGCAGCAGCAUGCCAAGUGAAGAAGGUGGCUCCAUGCUUUGCUCUUUUGCAAUAUUUACGGGCUUCCACGUCCAGAAUUGAAAGCCGAUGGAGAAAAACUUAAAGAUCUAACACGUAGAGAACUCCUCUAGAUCCUUAGUUUCAUUACUAUACAAGUUUGAUCAUCAUCUUUAUCAUAUCGUUCAGGUUCGUUUGAUCAUCUUUUCUAGAUUAAAUUUCAUUUUUGUUU
Messenger RNA from Rubroshorea leprosula, 542 nucleotides. The record is from the annotation of a GenBank genome assembly. Lineage: Eukaryota; Viridiplantae; Streptophyta; Magnoliopsida; Malvales; Dipterocarpaceae.